Molecule: messenger RNA, 1278 nt
Organism: Zerene cesonia (dogface butterfly)
Lineage: Eukaryota; Metazoa; Arthropoda; Insecta; Lepidoptera; Pieridae
Gene: Rrp45
Product: exosome complex component RRP45
Exons: 7
Coding region: 104-1228 (374 amino acids)
Biological process (GO): exonucleolytic trimming to generate mature 3'-end of 5.8S rRNA from tricistronic rRNA transcript (SSU-rRNA, 5.8S rRNA, LSU-rRNA); nuclear polyadenylation-dependent rRNA catabolic process; nuclear mRNA surveillance
Cellular component (GO): nuclear exosome (RNase complex); cytoplasmic exosome (RNase complex)
Source: RefSeq, a predicted model, not a curated record
UUGAAGUUGACAUUCCGUGAUCACAACAUAACCUCAAAGUCAUAUCUAAGAAAUACGGAUAAUACUUUUUAUUUUACAAUUUCACUAUAAAAUUGCAUAAAAAAUGAGAGAAACUAUACUUUCUAAUUGUGAAAAGUCCUUUGUGCAAAAAAUCGUUUCAGGUGGACAUCGUCUUGAUGGUCGGACGUAUAAAGAAACCAGAAAGUUACAUAUUGCAUUUGGAUCAGAUUAUGGAAGUUGCAUUGUAUCUUUAGGAGAAACAAAAGUAUUAGCCCAAGUGUCCUGUGAAGUUGUACAACCCAAACAAAUAAGACCAAAUGAAGGAAUCCUGUACAUGAAUGUGGAGAUCAGUCCAAUGGCUGCUCCACAAUUUGAAGCUAAUAGACAAACAGAUCUCACAGUGUAUCUCAAUAGAUUACUUGAAAAAUGUUACAAGGACUCUAAGUGCAUUGACCUUGAGUCAUUAUGUAUUGUAGUCGAAGAAAAGGUUUGGUCAUUAAGAGUGGAUAUAAAAAUACUCAACCAUGAAGGGAACCUAAUAGAAUGUGCAAGCAUAGCAACACUUGCAUCCUUAGCCCAUUUCAAACGCCCUGACGUCACACGGAGUGGAGAUAAAAUAACAAUUCAUACUGUAGCUGAAAAAGAUCCAAUUCCAACAGUUUUGUAUCAUUAUCCUGUAUGUUUGACUUUUGCUAUCUUUGGAAGCGAUAUUCUUCUGUCUGACCCAAGUUACAUAGAGGAAUCCGUUUGUAUGUGUAAUGUGGAAGAAGGCAACACCGGUGGUGGCUUGCUUGUUGUUGGCAUGAAUCAAUAUAAAGAACCUUGUCUUUUGGACCUGACUGGCGCUGCCAUAGACAAUGUUAACCUUGUACACAAAGCGAUAUUGAGAGCUGCAGAAAGAGGGAAAGAAGUUAUUGACAUAUUAAAAAAGGCAAUCAUAAGUGAUGAUACAUUAAGGCAAAAGAGAGUAAAAAUAAAUUUUAGCGAUGUCAUAACAAAUGAACAUAAGCAAUCUCUAAGCAAAAAGGACCUGAGCAUAUGUUUGAAGAAUUACAAUGUAAAUGAUGUUAAAAUGGAAACUGAGGCAGAUAUUUCAGAUGCUGUGGAAGAGGCUAAAGAACCAAGUAAAUAUGAUGUGGUAUCGUCAUUGCCACAAACAUCAGAAAUGAAAGUCAAGACAGCUGCAUCUUCAUGGAUUGAAAUAUCAUCAGAAUCAGAAGAAGACUGAAGAAAUCAAAGAUAUGUUUUCAAAUAAAAUGUAAUAAAAAUUACAUUUUA